Strigops habroptila (Kakapo) is the source of this 1933-nucleotide messenger RNA. It is a transcript of the gene ADIPOR1, whose product is annotated as adiponectin receptor 1. The record is from RefSeq and is a predicted model, not a curated record. Bases 296 to 1423 code for a protein of 375 amino acids. Lineage: Eukaryota; Metazoa; Chordata; Aves; Psittaciformes; Psittacidae. Gene Ontology annotation, cellular component: plasma membrane. Gene Ontology annotation, molecular function: signaling receptor activity. Gene Ontology annotation, biological process: adiponectin-activated signaling pathway. The transcript is spliced from 8 exons.
GGCCACAGCCCGGACCCCGGCACCCGCCGUCCCCAUCGCACCCUGCAGACCCCGCCGGCACUCACCCUGCGGGGGCAGCGGGUGCCACAAGCGCCUCCAACCGGCACCGGGAAGGCUGGAAAAUCCCUGACCGGUCCCAGCCAAGGGAGAAACCCCUUCCCGCGGCACGGCCAUGAAUGAUUGAUGGGGAACAGGAUCCACCAUUGUCCCGGCGGCGGCGCCGGCCCCGGGUGUCCUUAACGGAGCGCGGCGGCACAAGGACGCGGAGGAGCCGGCCCGCACCGCCCCCCCCCCAAUGGCGUCCCGCAAGGCCUCCGCCGCCGGGCCCGGCACCGCGCUGGCCGCCGCGGGCCGCGACAGAGCGCACCUGGAGCUGGCGGAGCUGGGGCCGCUGCUGGAGGAGAAGGGGGAGCCCGGCGCCGCCGGCUCGGCCAGUGCUGAAGAGCCGCCGUGCCCAGCGGCCCGUGAGGAAGAGGAGGAGGUGGUCCGUGUGCUGACGCUGCCUCUGCAGGCUCACCACGCCAUGGAGAAGAUGGAGGAGUUCGUGUACAAGGUGUGGGAAGGGCGCUGGCGGGUGAUCCCCUACGACGUGCUCCCCGACUGGCUGAAGGACAACGAUUACCUCCUGCACGGGCACCGCCCGCCCAUGCCCAGCUUCCGCGCCUGCUUCAAGAGCAUCUUCCGGAUACACACCGAGACGGGCAACAUCUGGACACAUCUGCUAGGCUUUGUUUUGUUCCUCUGCUUGGGAAUCCUGACCAUGCUGCGGCCCAACAUGUAUUUCAUGGCUCCUCUCCAGGAGAAGGUGGUGUUCGGGAUGUUCUUCCUGGGAGCAGUGCUGUGCCUCAGCUUCUCCUGGCUCUUCCACACUGUCUACUGCCACUCGGAGAAGGUCUCGCGGACCUUUUCGAAGUUGGAUUAUUCAGGAAUUGCACUGCUGAUCAUGGGAAGCUUCGUCCCAUGGCUCUACUACUCGUUCUACUGCUCCCCACAGCCAAGACUCAUCUACCUCUCCAUUGUCUGCGUCUUGGGCAUCUCUGCCAUCAUCGUUGCGCAGUGGGACCGCUUCGCCACCCCCAAGCACAGGCAGACCAGGGCAGGCGUGUUCCUGGGGCUGGGGCUCAGCGGCGUGGUGCCCACCAUGCACUUCACCAUCGCCGAGGGCUUCGUCAAAGCCACCACCGUGGGCCAGAUGGGCUGGUUCUUCCUCAUGGCCGUGAUGUACAUCACGGGCGCGGGGCUCUACGCCGCCCGCAUCCCCGAGCGCUUCUUCCCGGGCAAGUUCGACAUCUGGUUUCAGUCACAUCAGAUCUUCCACGUGCUCGUGGUGGCCGCGGCCUUUGUCCACUUCUACGGCGUGUCCAACCUGCAGGAGUUUCGCUACGGACUCGAAGGGGGGUGCACGGACGACUCUCUGCUCUGAGAGCGCCUGGUUUUAGUCCAAGCUUCCCAAGUGCUUUUUAAACUCUUUUGUCUUUGCUAAAAAUCAAAGGAAGACUCGAAACCCUUGGGGGGUGGUUGGUUCUUUGGGGGAGGGGGGGUGGGUUUUUAAAGCUAAAUGACAAAUUCUGUAGCAAAGUUGACCAAAUCCUCACCCCCCUUCCCCUGCACCGCCGGGGCACCGGCAGCCAGCCCGGGGUCAGCUGCACCGGGGUCCCCGGACCCCCCCCUCGCAUGCAACCCCAGUGUGCUGCAGCCCCGCGCCGACACGUCCACUUUGACUUGUCCUUUUUCUGUUUGGUUUGUCCCUGACACAGUAAUGUAACAGAGGAGAGAGUAUUUAAUAUUUAAUACUAAGCUUUAAGAAGCCGUUGCCGGCGCCGCAGGGCCCGGGCCCCCUCGCUGCCUGCGGGAGGGGAGGCAGGGCACUGGGGCAGGGCAAUGUAGAGCUGCUGUAGCUGAUUGAAAUAAACAGGUCAGUAGUUCAGUGUUG